This is a messenger RNA of Musca vetustissima, 2760 nucleotides long. It is a transcript of the gene Nos, whose product is annotated as nitric oxide synthase. The coding region runs from base 37 to 2760 and encodes 907 amino acids. Lineage: Eukaryota; Metazoa; Arthropoda; Insecta; Diptera; Muscidae. Gene Ontology annotation, biological process: nitric oxide biosynthetic process. The transcript has 12 exons. The record is from RefSeq and is a predicted model, not a curated record. Gene Ontology annotation, molecular function: nitric-oxide synthase activity; NADP binding; calmodulin binding.
GUUUUCGAUUGCCGUUAUGUGACUACCACGAGCGGAAUGUUUGAGGCCAUUUGUAAUCACAUCAAAUAUGCCACUAACAAGGGAAAUUUAAGGUCAGCAAUAACGAUAUUUCCACAGCGAACCGAUGCCCGUCACGAUUAUCGCAUCUGGAACUCACAGCUUAUCUCGUAUGCCGGCUACAAGCAGCCGGAUGGCAAAAUUAUUGGCGACCCUAUGAAUGCAGAAUUUACAGAGGUCUGCCUCAAACUCGGCUGGAAGGGAAAAGGCACCGAAUGGGAUAUUUUGCCAUUGGUCGUCUCAGCCAAUGGUCAUGAUCCAGACUAUUUCGAUUAUCCACCGGAAUUAAUUUUGGAAGUUCCAUUAAGUCAUCCAAAUGGCUGGUACAUGUCCACCGAGAUUGGUUGUCGGAAUUUGUGCGAUGUUAAUCGGCGAAAUAUUUUAGAGACUGUGGCAUUGAAAAUGAAUUUGGAUACCCGCACCCCAACCUCCCUGUGGAAGGACAAGGCCUUGGUCGAAGUCAACAUUGCUGUGCUGCACUCAUUCCAAAGUCGCAACGUGACCAUUGUCGAUCAUCAUACGGCCAGUGAGAGUUUCAUGAAACACUUUGAAAAUGAAUCGAAAUUGCGCAAUGGCUGUCCCGCCGAUUGGAUAUGGAUUGUCCCACCAAUGUCAGCAUCGAUAACACCCGUCUUUCAUCAGGAAAUGUCGCUGUACUAUUUACGGCCAUCCUUUGAAUAUCAGGAUCCUGCAUGGCGCACCCACAUCUGGAAGAAGGGACGCGGCGAGGGCAAGAGCAAGAAGCCACGACGUAAAUUUAAUUUCAAACAAAUUGCCAGGGCUGUGAAAUUUACAUCGAAACUAUUUGGACGUGCUUUAUCGAAACGUAUCAAAGCAACCGUUCUGUAUGCAACCGAAACAGGAAAAUCGGAACAGUAUGCCAAGCAAUUGUGCGAAUUAUUGGGGCAUGCAUUCAAUGCUCAGCUCUAUUGCAUGGCUGAUUACGACGUUUCAUCGAUUGAACACGAGGCUCUGCUAAUUGUGGUGGCCUCCACAUUUGGCAAUGGUGACCCACCGGAAAAUGGAGAGCUCUUCUCCCAAGAUUUAUAUGCUAUGCGAGUUCAAGAAUCAGGAGAAAGUGGUCAGGAUUCCAGCAUUGUAACCUCAUCGAAAUCCUUUAUGAAGGCAAGCUCAAGACAAGAUUUCAUCAAAUUGCCACUGCAACAAGUGAAGAAAAUCGAUAGAUGGGAUUCAUUGCGUGGUUCAACAUCCGAUACCUUUACCGAAGAGAAUUUUGGACCGUUAUCGAAUGUGAGAUUUGCCGUGUUCGCUUUAGGCUCUUCGGCAUAUCCAAAUUUCUGUGCAUUCGGCCAAUAUAUUGACAAUGUUUUGGGAGAAUUGGGCGGAGAGAGGUUACUCAAAGUCACCUAUGGCGAUGAAAUGUGUGGCCAGGAACAAUCGUUUCGUAAAUGGGCUCCUGAAGUGUUUAAGGUGGCGUGUGAAACAUUUUGUCUGGAUCCGGAUGAAAGUUUGUCGGAAGCCUCUAUGGCUUUGCAAAAUGAUUCGUUGACCGUGAACACAGUACGUUUGGUACCGGCCAAAACUAAGGGAACCAUGGAACAAUUGCUCUCGAAAUAUCACAACAAAAAGGUGACCUGUUGUCAGAUCAAAGCACAUCCUCACAAUUUGACAAAUAGUGGUAAUGGAGAGAAGACCACAAUUUUGCUGGAAAUCUCGGCACCUGGUAUUGAUUAUGAGCCGGGAGAUCAUGUUGGCAUAUUCCCAUCAAAUCGACCUGAAAUUGUUGAGGGUUUACUGAAACGUCUAACCGGUUUUGAGGACCCCGAUGAAUUGUUGCAGCUGCAGUUGCUGAAAGAGAAACAGACCUCCAAUGGAAUUUUCAAAUGUUGGGAGUCUCAUGAUAAAAUACCCGCUGAGAGUAUGCGUACCCUUUUGACGAAAUUCUUUGAUAUCACUACCCCACCCUCAAGACAAAUGUUAACCCUCCUCUCGGGAUUCUGUGAAGAUAAUCAUGACACGGAAAGAUUACAGUUACUCGUCAAUGAUUCCUCAGCCUAUGAAGAUUGGCGCCAUUGGCGUUUACCCCAUCUGUUGGAUGUCCUUGAAGAGUUCCCCUCGUGUAAGCCUCCCGCAUCAUUGGUGCUGGCCAAUCUGAUGCCACUGCAGUCACGUUUCUAUUCCAUUUCAUCGUCACCGAGAAAAGUCAACAAUGAGAUUCAUUUGACAGUGGCCAUUGUUAAGUAUCACAGUCAGGAUGGUGAGGGUGAUGAACGGUUUGGGGUCUGUUCCAAUUAUUUGGCCAGCCUAAAUGCCAAGGAUGAUGUUUAUUUGUUUGUACGUAGUGCUCCAGGCUUUCAUUUACCUUCGGAUACGACGAGGCCAAUCAUAUUAAUUGGUCCGGGUACUGGUAUAGCACCGUUCCGUUCAUUUUGGCAAGAAUUUGAAAUGAUGCGAGAGAUGAAUGGUGAAUGUGAGCUGCCCAAGGUGUGGUUGUUCUUUGGAUGCCGCAGCCAUAGUGUGGAUUUAUAUGCGGAAGAAAAGAAGCGCCUGGUAGAGGAGAAAAUAUUGGAUCGGGUAUUUUUGGCACUAUCACGAGAGCCGGAUAUGAAAAAGACUUAUGUCCAAGAUUUGAUUGAACUGGAAUUUGAUUCAUUGUACAAUUUGAUUGUGGAGCAACGUGGCCAUAUCUAUGUAUGUGGAGAUGUCACAAUGGCUGAGCAUGUCUAUCAGACAAUACGGUAA